CUCGCUUCCUCUACUUUCGAUACUCUGCGAAGGCUAAUUGCGACUAAUAUUUAUUCCACAGUUCCUCACCCCAACUCUUACAGUAAGUCUCUAUCUCUCUUUCUCCCGUUCUGUAGCAAUCCCUGGCCAACUUCAGAGCAAUGACCAUACUUGCAUCUCUGGCAAGGCACAGCAAACGACUAAUUCGACCACCCACCUUUUCUGUAUACGCACAACGGCUUGGUUCAACGAAAACAGCAGGCUUAUUCAAACCAGUACCCAUGUCGGAUAACAAGCUUGCGAUCGACCGCCCGACGCUCGAGUCUCUGCUGCUCAAGCGCUUCUUCUACGCGCCGUCCUUUGGCAUUUACGGCGGCGUGGCUGGUCUGUACGACUUUGGACCGACUGGCACUGCCCUGCAGCAGAACCUGAUCAGCAUGUGGCGCCAGCAUUUCGUUAUUGAGGAGGACAUGCUCGAGGUCGACUGCUCGAUCAUGACCCCGGCCGAGGUGCUGAAGACCUCUGGCCACGUCGAGAAGUUCGCUGACUGGAUGUGCAAAGACACCAAGAACGGCGAGAUCUUCCGUGCUGACCACCUUGUUGAGGCUGUCCUGGAGGCGCGUCUCGAGGGAGAUGCGCUGGCGCGCAAGGCGGCUGGCGAGCAGGUCGCCGAGGCGGCCAAGCCUGCCGACGACAAGAAGGCCAAGAAGAACAAGAAGAAGGGCGGCCCCGUGGUAGCAACCAAGCUGGACGACGCUGUGGCCGAGGAGCUGCGCAGCAUCCUGGCGCAGAUCGACAACUACGACGGGCAGGGCCUGGGCGAGCUGAUCAAGCGCUUCGAUAUCCGCAACCCGACCACAGGCAACGAGGUGACGGCGCCGGUGGAGUUCAACCUGAUGUUCGAGAGCAGCAUUGGCCCGACCGGCCAGCUCAAGGGCUACCUGCGGCCCGAGACCGCGCAGGGCCAGUUCCUGAACUUCUCGCGUCUGCUCGAGUUCAACAACCAGAAGAUGCCGUUUGCGUCGGCCAUGGUCGGCCGUUCGUUCCGUAACGAGAUCUCGCCGCGCUCGGGCCUCCUGCGUGUGCGCGAGUUCACCAUGGCUGAGAUCGAGCACUUUGUCGACCCGCAGGACAAGAUCCACCCGCGCUUCGACGAGGUCAAGGACAUCAAGGUGCGUCUGCUGCCGGGCACCGUGCAGCUGGAGGGCAAGACCGAGCCGAUCACCAUCACCAUCGGCGAGGCGGUCGCCCAGGGCAUCAUCGACAACAAGACCCUCGGCUACUUUGUUGGCCGCAUCUACCUGUUCCUGAUGGCCAUCGGCAUCAACCACGACCUGCUGCGGUUCCGCCAGCACCUGCAGAACGAGAUGGCCCACUAUGCCUGCGACUGCUGGGACGCCGAGAUCAAGACGUCGUACGGCUGGAUCGAGUGCGUCGGAUGCGCCGACCGCUCCGCCUACGACCUCACUGUGCACGCCAACAAGACCAAGGAGAAGAUGUGCGUGCGCGAGACUCUGCCCGAGCCGCUCGUCUACGAUAAGCUUGUGUGCGAGACCAACAAGAAGGUGUUCGGCCCGACCCUGAAGAAGGCUGCCAAGCCCGUGCAGACCUACCUCGAGACCCUGCCCGAGGCCGAGCUGGCCAAGAUCAACGAGCAGCUGCUGGCCGACGGCCUGGCCAAGAUCACGCUCAGCGGCACCAUCGCUGACGGCGAGCACGCGAUCACCAAGGACAUGGUGGAGAUUUCCAAGAAGACCUUCACCGAGCACGUGCGCGAGUACACCCCGAACGUCAUCGAGCCGUCCUUUGGUAUCGGCCGCAUUCUGUACUCGCUGAUCGAGCACUCGUUCAGCGUGCGCGCUGACGACGAGCAGCGCGCCGUGCUGAGCUUCAAGCCGGCUGUGGCGCCCUUCAAGUGCCUGAUCCUGCCUCUGUCGAACCACGCCAGCUUCGAGAAGCCGCUGCGCGACAUUGCGCGUCGCCUGCGCUCCAACGGUGUCCCGGCCCGUGUCGACGAUGCUGCUUCGGCGUCUAUUGGCCGCCGGUAUGCCCGUAACGAUGAGCUGGGCACGCCGUUUGCCAUCACCGUCGACUUCCAGACUGCCCAGGACCAGACCAUCAUUGUGCUGGUUAAGGACCUGGUGUCCGGUGAUACUACCUGGGAUGAUGUCCUGGGCAAGUACGAGCUGGUGGAUACUGCUGCCGGUGCUGACGAGGAGUAGAUGAAUUAGAAAUACCUUUCAAAUUGAAAUUAUUAACCCUGUCAUAAC
Linderina pennispora is the source of this 2249-nucleotide messenger RNA. Its product is annotated as glycyl-tRNA synthetase. The transcript has 2 exons. Gene Ontology annotation, cellular component: mitochondrion; cytoplasm. The record is from RefSeq and is a predicted model, not a curated record. Gene Ontology annotation, biological process: mitochondrial glycyl-tRNA aminoacylation. Bases 261 to 2201 code for a protein of 646 amino acids. NCBI's taxonomy places the organism in Eukaryota, Fungi, Kickxellomycota, Kickxellomycetes, Kickxellales, Kickxellaceae. Gene Ontology annotation, molecular function: ATP binding; glycine-tRNA ligase activity.